ACUUUAGUUUACGUCAGCUCCUCCGCGGAAGAUGUGUUGGUACACCCGUAUCGAUUGUUCACUUUGCUCGGGCCUGGAAUUGGUGAAUUUUCAUUGAAAAGGACCCCCCUAAUCAUGAUUUAAAGCCACCCCCCACCCCCAAAUACUACAUAUAGCAACAGAUACCGUGUACUUCCGUGACGCUACCCGGUGGUGGUGUGUGCUAUCGCGCGAGAAAACGUACGUGUCCUGUGAGAAUUUACAGAGGAUACCAGUGAUUUUUCUCAUCCUUUUUUCCCCCAUUUCUUUUCCCUCUCCCCCAUCGCAAAACGUGAAAAAAAAAGGAUUAUUUUUCCUUUUCAGUGAACCCUCAAGUGGUGUAUCUAUUUCGUGUGUGUUCACAUUUUGAAAUUUGUUAAACACUCGAAAGAUGGUUUAAUGUGAAAUGAUUCAAAAUGACUUGGUGGAAACUUCGGGAACGUCUUGAGUUAAUCUCAAGAUUAAUCUUGCAAAAUGUUUCACGAGGUUAGACUGUGACGCGUAUGAUAGUUCAAAAGGUCAAUUGAAAACUAGGCGCGCGAACGAGCAAGACACACCACUGUGAAAAGAAGAGUGUCUCGCAAAGGACGCUGACAGAAACUUUGUUAUCCACGUGAUGGCAGUCAGCAAUAUUGUCUGUGAGUGGCUAAAGGCCCUAGGUCUAGGUCAGUACGCAGAGAGUUUCCUCGACAAUGGCUACGACGACCUGGAGAUCUGCAAGCAAGUGGGUGAUCCGGAUCUCGAUGCCAUCGGCGUGGAAAAUCCCCAGCAUCGGCAUAAAUUGCUGAAAUCCGUGCGACAGCUGAGGGAGAAGGGUGCUGCUAGUGUGUACUUUAUGCUCAACGACCCAAAUGGGCUAGCUGAGGGACUGGAGGAGGCUAUUGGCAGAGAAACCCCACCGCCAACGGAAUUGGAAACAAUUCUAAGGCAACAACUGCAGAGCGACUCCAUCCGAUUGACAUCCCAUCCAUAUUCAACGCCGGAUGGUGAACGUGGUCAUUUGGAGGGUCUUGCAUCGGUUUAUUGUGAAAUUCUGAUGGCUCCAUUUGGGGACGUUUUAAGUGCUUUAGAGAAUGAACGAUUAGCGGCAUGGGCCGAUAUUAGUCCACACCAUAGGGGUGUUGGUGCGAAUCGAGGCCACCGCGGGAGCUCCAGUCAAGGUGGCCUCCCCAAUAGCCAUAGUCAACCAAUUUAUGUGCCAGGGAAAUAUUCACCGUCAAGCUGUCUAUCCGAUAAGGAAGAGGAUGAAAUUUACGGUUUCGGAUAUGGUGUCUUCGCCCCAAGGGUGGCUCGGGGUGCACUGCAGUCGGCGAUCAAUUCGCAACAGCAUCCAUCCCACACUACCACCACCCAGCAGCCGCAGUACCAACAAUCACAGAACUCAUCCAUUCAACCAGCCAUACAGCAGAGCUGCCUGAGUCCGAGAUCGGCGUAUUUUUAUGAAUUCCCUCCCACAGAAGGACGCGAAACAACGAAGAAGCGCUUAACAUUGGCACGUUUGCUCAAAGGCCUAAAAACUGUAAAUAGAAGAGAUAGGACCAAUAAUCAAAACACCGGCACAACUCAAUUAAUCAACGAGAGAAUCGAAAGACUGAGACAUUUCCAAGCGAACGGAGGACCACAAAACAGUUUCGAGGAAACCAUCCAUAGGCUUAAAGUUCAAGAGGCACUGAGGAAGAGGGAAAAAUUCCAACGUGAACACGAAGAGAUACUACGAAAUAUUCGACAGGGUCUCCUCCAAAUGAGCCGAGAUGGUGUAUGUGCAGAUGAUACGUAUAUGUAUGAUGAUGCUGCUCGUGGUGCUCUCGGUGGAAGUCACUACCAGGGGCAUUGGUACGAUGAACCACCGUAUGAAAGUGAUCCAGAUGAUUUUCUGAUGUCUGGCAUAAAUGCGGGGCCUGCGGCUACAAUACAGGACGGCCGUGUUUCCUUCACGACCCACUCACGAGAAGGUACAGGAGUUAUUUCUCUGAGAUCAGCUGGUGACAUAUCUCUACCCCAGAGAGCUCCACCCCGCCGAGGACUCAUUGUGCCACAGCAUGGAUCUAAUCCACCUACAAUAAUUCCCCUAACGCAUGCCAGAUCACACGAUAGGGAGAGUGGGGACUAUGCUGGAUCCGUGUCGGACAUUCAGAGUGUCACAUCUCGCCUCAGUACGGUUUCGAUUGGUACAAACAAUUGUACAGCCCGGUACAGGACACUCAGCGGUGGCAUUGGUGAAUCACCAUCCCCAUCGCCGAGUCCAUCAUCCGAUUACGAGGACGAUUUAGCUGGCCCGCAUCAUGGAUUACCUGGUGGCAUGGCUAAGGGCAAAAGGAGUGCGGCACACAAAGGCUCAACAAUUAGCCAGAAGGCGACCGUGCAUCAUCCUGGAGAUGUACGGAGUUCACCCAAGGAGAAAGCUGUCUUUGGUGAGAAUUUACGAAAGUUCAAUGGGACAAAGGAAACUUCGAGGGACUUCAAUACAUCUCAAGAGAAUACUGACCGGGGCAGUAUAAGUGAUCAGGCAUUCCCAUGCUCAGCUAGUUCCGUUGAGAGUCUCCCAAGUGCUUCUGGUUCGAAACUUCUUACCCUUGCAGGUACACAAGCUCUCGUUCGACCCGGAAGCCCCCAAAGCUCCCUCUCUGCGGACGACCGGAAUACCCUGCCACCCAUUUGUAUAGCUAAAGCCAUUGUAGAUAGUUUACCAAAUCCCUAUGACAAAGAAGCUCUUCGCUUCAAGAAAGGUGAUAUUAUAGAUGUAAUCUCAAUGAAUACUUCCGGUAUUUGGCGGGGACGGUGCAAUGGGCGCGUAGGACAUUUUAAAUUUAUCAACGUUGAAGUUCUCCCAGAUCAACGACGUAAAAAUGUUAACAAUAAAAUAACUUCCUGCCGCAAUCCUAAUAGUCCUGCCACCGUUGAGGAGCUUCUCCUGCGAAUAGGUCUCAAAGAAUACACGUCUGUCUUUGUACUUAAUGGCUAUGAAGACUUGGAGCUUUUCAAGGAGCUAGAACCUGCAGAUUUAGAUUACCUCGGUGUGCUCAAUAAUGAUCACAGAGCUAAGCUCUUGACUGCUGUACAGCUUCUUCAUGAUAUGGAUUCCAAUUCCGAUGGGGAUGUAGCAGGAUCGAGUUCAGAGAAUGACGAAGCUCUUCGGCGGAAUCAUCUGGCAUCUCUCAAGCAUCCUUCUUCGCCAUUUGGUCGUCGACACUUCCCACGGGAUUCAGGCUGCUACGAAGGUUCACCCGUACCUGCGGGUUCAGCCACGCAGAUUAUGCCCGUAGAUGAUGCUCACAGUUUAGAUGAUGUCGUUACACAGUGCUCGAAUGAGAUUCUAAAGCGUGUGGAGAAUGCCAGGAGGAUGAAGGAGGAGAAGACAACGCCGAAGGGAAUGCAGCGAAUAGGCAAGAAGGGACUUUUGGGUGGAAGUGCAGGGAAUACCCCAGAUGAGGGGAUUUGCUCACGUGGCGGUGGGGCACUCAGUGAGAAAUCCAGUGAUUCUGGGGUCAGCAGUAGUUCACUCUCUUCAGGCCCAAUGAAGAACAUUACGUGAAAUAUACUGCAAAAGUUAUCCAAGUAAGUUUGCUCCCUUCCGACAAAUUCUACCCAUCUACCCUAUAUAUGGUAGCGCACCGAUAAACCAAGUUGGGCGGGAAAGAAUUCCCAUUUAAAGGGCUGUAGCGAAAAUUAAGGGUUCAAAUAGUUUUCUUGAAAUAAUCUUUUAAAUUUUGGAUAAAUCUUUUUUCUUGGCGCUAAAAAUUCAUUAAGCUUUCUCUAUGAAUUGUCUGAAUUUAAAUUUUAUUUUGAGGCAAAAGCUCUUCGUGAGCUUUUCACUUAAUCUCCCUGAAUUAAAGACCAUCAAAAACGUUCCCAUAAAUUGCGAUUUGGUGUGUACUGUGCUAAGCCUUUUUGCAUUUACUUGAAACAACAAUCUCACACUCCCCGCCCAUUCAACUUCCGCGGGUGUGGGUGGCCUCUUCAAAAGCUCAAGAGAAUCAUGGAAAAGUUUCAAGAUUAUCGCACUUUGUUAGUGAAUCGCUUGAAAUUAUGCAAAUAGUGGCAACAAAAUGCAAAUGGCACGCGAAUCGGUAAUAUUAUUGCAGAGAAAUUCGUGGCAAUUAUAUAUAUUUUCCUUUCGAAAGAGUAAAUAAUACAAAACAUGGGGUACAUUGCGCGCUUUGUAUCCCAUAAGUUUGUGAAUUUGGUGAUGGUGGGAGGGAGAGAAGAAGCAAAAUUAGUCAGGAAAAGAAUGAAAAAAUCGUUCUACAUUCUGUUCAAUUGCACAGUUCAAAUGUUCGCAAUAAUGGUGGUAGGAGCGGUGGGAGAGAAAGGAAGGGAGCUCAAUUUGCACAUAAAAGGAACAGGUGAGACGUGUUAUGAAAGAAGAACACACUCUGAAUAUUCAUUCUACAACUCCUUGUACCAUUUUAUGUGUUGAAGAAUGUUGGUUAUUUUUUGCAGCAGCACAAACACACAGAAUAUUCAAAAAAAAAAAAAAAAACUCGAAACAAUAAAAUAAAAAAUCAAAAGAAUUGCAAGAGAAUACAUAAAAACAUAGUAUAUUAGCAUAAAUAGUUAAUGGGCGUUAAUUUGUCAAUAAACUGUGAACAAUGGCGUUAACAAUCUUCUAAAACAAUGUUCCAAACGAACACUGCCAUAAAUGAAUUCAAUCUUACGACCUAUCCAUCCGGAAAAUUUUGACAUUUUUUUUAAAUUUUGAAAUUCUAUUUUGAAGAUUUGUUAGAUUUACAAAGAAAUUUUAAAAUUAAAAUAUUCUAAUUUUUUACAAAGAACUUUUUUUUUAUUAUAAAGACCCGAAGAAGAAGGUUUAGAGAGCUUUCGAAAUGUCUUUUUGACAGAAUCUAACUUCACUUCAGCUUCGAAUGCUUGAGACUUUCUAAUCUCUUCGUGAGUAUGAGAGAAACAAAAUGACUUUUUCUUUUAUAAAAGCUUUGUUUUUAAUUUAAAUAUAAUCAUUAGAAAAACUUUAAUGAUUUUUAGACUAUUUUUUUUAGUUCAAUUAAUCUAACAAAAAUUUCAAUAAAGAAAUUCUCAAUCAAUUUUAAAAGAAAAACUAAUAUUCUUUAUUCCCACAAAACUUAACAAACUUCAAAAGCAAUACAUUUAUAGUACGAUAACUUAGAACAAUUUGUAAAUAUGAAUGAAAUGAGUGGGAAAAUAAUGCAGGGGAAGGAAACUUCUUGAAAAAAAAGGGAAGAAGUUGCAAAAAGAACUUUAAAGUUCUUGUGACUGAAUGGAAGAAAAAAAAUCAAUUUAAUAAAAGAAUUAUUUUCAUCAUCUCUCCAUUCUAACAUCAAUCUUAACAAAAAAAUAAAUCAUAAAUGUGAGACAAAAAGGGACAUUUUUAAAUAAGAGAAAAACAAGUAAUAAAAAACGAAAAAAGUAGAUUUUAAAAGAAUUUAUCAUAUCUGUGGUCAAAGAUAAUGAAUGAAGAUGAAAAAAAAACAUUUAUUAGGUAUUAAUGCAUGAAAACUUAACAAUGAAAAUAAUAUCAAUUCAAUGAAUGCAACAAUAAUUUUGCAAGAAACUUUUUUACUAUAUAUUUUUUAAUUCAUGCCUAUUUAGCUAGAAUUUUUUAUUUCAACUAUAUAUUUAAAUGAAAAUCUGCUUAAACUGUUAAUUAAAGAAAAAAGAAAGAAUAAUGUAUAGUGUUAGUUUUUUUACACUUUACCUACAAAGUGAAAAAAUAAAUAUAUUUGAAAAAAGACUAUUUGACCGCAUAAGUAAUGUAAUUUAUACUUUUUAUCAUUUUUUAUACUGUUAUUGCAUUUAUUUAUGAUAAAAGGAAAAUCUUUAAAAAUGGAGAAAAAAAAAUGGAGAAAAAAUAUUGCUAUCAAAUGAUAAAAAUGUCGCCAAAAUUUUACUCAACACACGUGAAAAAAUGCAACCAAAAAUGUAUAUAAAAAAUUUAAUAUGUUAUAUAUCUGUAAUAUUCUAAUAUUUCAAAUUAUUAGGUGAAAAAUAAACAAACAAAAAAAUAUAGUCAUUUAUAAUGAAAUUAUAUUGAAAAUGCGUGGAAAACGAGCUGAGAAAACAGAGAAAAGGGUUUUAAAAUCGAGGAUGGAGACUUAAAGUUAAACCAUUGUAUGGGAGUAUGGAAAGAAAGUAUUUUAUUGUACAGACCAUUUUAAUGAUAUUCUUUCAAAAAAUAGCAAUCUAACAUGAAAAAAAAAACAUUCUAUAGAACGAAUAAAGAAAGAGAAAAUUAGAGAAGAAAAAAAACUCGACUGAUCU
Molecule: messenger RNA, 6252 nt
Organism: Lutzomyia longipalpis
Lineage: Eukaryota; Metazoa; Arthropoda; Insecta; Diptera; Psychodidae
Exons: 17
Coding region: 635-3550 (971 amino acids)
Molecular function (GO): protein binding
Source: RefSeq, a predicted model, not a curated record